Molecule: messenger RNA, 3561 nt
Organism: Paramisgurnus dabryanus
Lineage: Eukaryota; Metazoa; Chordata; Actinopteri; Cypriniformes; Cobitidae
Gene: relb
Product: v-rel avian reticuloendotheliosis viral oncogene homolog B
Biological process (GO): positive regulation of transcription by RNA polymerase II; non-canonical NF-kappaB signal transduction; inflammatory response
Cellular component (GO): cytoplasm; nucleus
Molecular function (GO): DNA-binding transcription factor activity, RNA polymerase II-specific; RNA polymerase II cis-regulatory region sequence-specific DNA binding
Source: RefSeq, a predicted model, not a curated record
AUGAGUAUUCGCAACGGCGCUACGGAUAAUGGAGAAACUACUUUCAGUUUCGUUUUCCGGUCAUGCAGAUGCAGUUUAACUCAUUUAUAUUCUGUCUUUUCUUUUCAUACCUGCGCAGGAUUGGAUCUAGAUAUUAUUAACGAGUACCUUCUGGAAAAGUCAACAAAGGAGUUGUCAUUGGCAGUCCCUUCAACAAAACUGCUCCCUGGUCCUCCACCUCCACCUGUGGACCAGGACCUUCAGUCAAUUGAUACACCAUCUAGGAGCAGGUGUAGUGGUCCAGUGUUGGUUCCCAGAGGAACAGCACCACAGCAAACAGUCAACUUGAACCAAAUCCCGGUCGCUCAUACUGAUGGUAUGGAACCGAUGCAUGCAAACCGAGGUUAUAAAAAUCAUCGCCGUGGACCGGGAUCUUCAGGGCCCCGGCGCCAUCCUCCUCUGCAGACCGGAACAGAACAUCUGGAGCGCUUUCUGGAAAAGCCGGAGCUGGUGGUGGUGGAGCAGCCGAAGGAGCGCGGGAUGAGAUUUCGCUACGAGUGUGAAGGACGAUCAGCAGGCAGCAUCCUCGGAGCCUCCAGCACUGAGGUCAACAAGAGUUUACCAGCCAUUGAAAUCCAGGGUCCCACUGACAACAUCAAGAAAGUGACGGUCACAGUGUCUCUAGUGACAAAGGACAUCCCUUACCGCCCACAUCCACACUGUCUGGUUGGGAAAGACUGUUCGGAUGGCAUCUGUGUCAUCCAGAUUAAUCCCAAUAGUUCUCGCAGACACAGUUUUGCGAAUUUGGGUAUUCAGUGCGUGCGAAGGAAGGAACUUGAUCAGUCGUUGGCGAGGAGGAGAAAGAAGAAUAUCGAUCCUUUUAACACGGGGCACUCCAAGAGCAUUGAAGACAUGGAUAUGAAUGUGGUGAGACUCUGUUUCCAGUGUGAAUUGGAGCGAAAAGACGGAGACAGGUUUCAGCUCGCCCCUGUGGUGACCAAUCCCAUCUAUGACAAAAAGGCGACCACAACGGCAGAAUUGAAAAUUAAUCGGCUUAAUGUCAUCAGAGGCCCUUGCACAGGAAAGACUGAAAUUUAUAUGCUCUGUGACAAAGUCCAAAAAGAUGACAUUGAGAUCAUCUUCAACUUGGAAGACUGGGAGGCCAAAGCGGAGUUUGCUCAGACAGAUGUCCACAGACAGAUCGCCAUCGUCUUCAAGUCCCCACCCUUCCGGGAGCAGAACAUUGCCGAGGAGGUGGAGGUUAAUGUCUGUCUCCGCCGUAUUUCUGAUCGGAUGGACAGUGAGCCAGUCAAGUUUACCUAUGUUCCAGAUAAUGCAGAUCCGUAUGGAGUGAACCGCAAGCGGAAAAUGAAGUCGGACAUUCAAAAGUUCAGCGAGCCGUGCAGUGUCCCACAAGUUCCUACAGGUCAAGACCUCUUUGUGAACGAUCCCAUCCCAUCACAGCAAUUCGAGCCAUUCUCAUACCCUAUUCCGGAGUGUAGCGUUCCUAACGUUCCCAUGGCGAUCCCUGCUCAGGAUGGAGCCGUUCACGUUCACCAAGGCAUGGAGGAAAUUCUAUAUGAGGAUUUUAAACAUGAAGACACUUGCAUUAGUCUGGAUCCAGAGGCUCUGGAAACCAUCUACAACAGCAUUAGUCAGUGCUUAGGUUUCAGCUUUAUAGACAACGCAGACGCAAAUUCAAACUUAGAGGUCAACCAACCAUUGAUGAACAUGUCUACUAUAAACGACGCACACUUUAGUCAGAUGGUGAACGAGAGCCAGCCCUAUCUAGCGGACCUGGAGAACGUGGAUGACGUCUUAUACCCUGUGAAAAGUGAGGGUGUACCGGACAUUUGAAUGCUCCUGUGGACUUUGGAGGUACUGUACAGAUGCUGCUUGACUUUGAACACAAUGUGGACCAGGAUGACCUGCAGUUUGGUAGUUUAAAAAGACUUAAAAAGCUGCUCAACCGCUUUUAAUGGGCCAGUUGUGAAAAUUUGCUAAUUUAUUGUUUGGCUUUAAGAGUAGAUGCCAGCUAUUAGUAGAUGCAUAGUCUCACACUCAAGGUCACUAACAUAUUUAAGCAUGGUAUGUAAUGUGAUGUUUGUCAUUGGUUAACAUUUCUGAAUGGUUUCGACUGUGAAGUAUAGGAUAAAAAUGAAAUGACCCAUUUGAAGACAAUUCUUCAAUUCUAGCAGUUAGAUUUGAUAACGUAAAUCACACCACCUGACACGACAUGAUAAACAUCAAUAUUUACUGACUGUUUACAGCCACUGUGAUUUGCAUACGUUGAAAUUUGAUUUAAUAGUGGCCUAUUUGGUGAGACCCAUUGUUGAUUUGAAUAACGUAUGAAGAGCUCAGAUGCGAAACCGUCUAUGUGCGUCUGACAUGUUUUCUUGUAAAUAAGCAUUUUUUAUCAGGCUCUUAUGUUUAGGUUUAGUAAUAACACUUUAAUGGCAAUGAAAAGGUUAUUAGUCAGAAAUUGAAAUACCUUUAAAAAUGUCACUCAAGUCAUUUUAUUGGUAUUUAACAAAUUUGACUGUCUUUUACUGCAAAACCCUCUAAGUGCAUCAAAAUUCGACAUUUACUCUUCACUUUCUUUUCUGAAUAAACGUAGAAGCCAACAAAGCGGUAUUUGAAGUGAAAGUAUUUGAUGAACGUACAAUUGUCCGGUCAAUAUUAUUGUUAUAUAUAUAAUACGGUCAAUAUCAUUCUCAUUUUUGAUGGAGGUGGCAUUUAGUGGCUUUUGCAUCUGAGCUCCUCGAAUAUACGUGCUGGAUAAAGUCGAGAUGCUGUCAAAUUACCCAGAUCUGUGAAACCGGACUAGUAAGAUUUCUCUCAGACGAAAGCGUUUUCGUGACUUAAAAAAGCACAUUGUGGAUUGAAUUUGAUUUUUUUUUUUACUUUUUAAAAUGCACUAAAAUGCACCUAAUGAUGCCCACUCCAAGUUAAACUUUUACUUUAAAGUCUUCCCCUAAUGCAAAUUCGUAGAUUUUACUUCAAAUAAUAAAAAAAUCGUUGAACCAUGGUUACCACAAAUUAUUCAUGGUUUUGCUACAUUAAUCAUAGUUUACCCAUAUAUUUUUACUACCAUGGUUAAUGUUUAAGGUUCGGUAGCAUUACAUCACAUGGUAGCUAUAGCCCUUUAAGUCCGUGACAGACAAACCAGACAUCAAUGGACCAAGAAGAAUUGUUCAAUUUAAUUAUUACAUAUCAAAUGUGAAAUAUUUGUAAACCUGUCUAUGAAAGCUGAAGUCUGAUAAUCUAUUAUUGAUGAGAUUAAGAGCAUCAGCUGUCAGUGUGUACAGAUACGUCGUGUCUGCAGGAACAUUGCAUUACAUUACAAAUGGAGGAAUGUAUUUAAAAUACAUUAUGUAGUCACUGUGUAGUGCUUUUGUCUGUUUUAACUGUACAUUUUAAAUAAUACACAUCAAUGUUUUGAAGGAAGCAUCAUUAUCAAAGACAUUUCGUUCAUGUAUGUAUAUAAAUUUAUAUAUGUCUACAUUACUGCUGUGAUUCAUCUUUUUGUUGCUUUACACCUAAUAUGUGUAACGUGAAUAAAGUUGUGUUGUGAAAAACAAA